AAAUUUUUGAGGUUGAACGGACAUUGGACUUGUGAAGUGAAAGGAGUGAUUUGGAUUUUUGAUUUAUAUUAUUUUCUAUUUCAAUUUUCAUACGUCAUUCCUGCAAUAAUUGCAGUUUUAAAUUUCAUAUUCUCUACUGAGCAUAAUUUUAGAUGGUCUACUAUAUGCACGUCUACAUAUUAAUGCAUUUUAUGUGACUUGUGAGUGAAAGAAACAAUAGAGAAAAAACUACCAUUAUCUAACCUGGUGACACGUGAACUUUAAACUAUAUCACCUUUACUAGAGAAUAUCAAAAUGUUCAAAGUUUUCAGGCAAAAUGGCCCCACACAGCUGUAAGGGUUGUUUGAGAGGAAUUAUUGCUGAAAGAAUGGCAAUGUCUAGCAAAGAGAAACCUAUGGAGGUGAAUGGUACUGAUGAGAAUGGUAUUGAUGAUAAUCCAUCAAUGCCUUGGUUUGGCAUGGACAUUGGUGGUACCCUCUGUAAAUUGGUUUAUUUUGAGCCCAAGGAUCUGCCCAAAAGUGAAACCACUUCUGAAGUUGAGACCCUGAGAAAUAUCAGGCGUUAUCUCACUAAAAAUUCUGCAUAUGGAAAAACAGGACACCGUGAUAUACAUCUACAAAUGGAGAAUGUGACAAUCCGGGGAUUAGAAGGGACAUUGCACUUCAUUCGAUUUCCAACAAAUGAAAUGAAAAACUUCUUGGCCUUAGCAAAAUACAAAGGAAUGGCCAAAUUGGUGACCACUGUAUGUGCUACAGGGGGUGGAGCUUACAAAUUUGAAGAUGAUUUCAAAAGAGAAGUCAAUAUGAAACUGGCAAAAUUUGAUGAGUUUGACUCUUUACUUACUGGUCUUCACUACAUAGACAGGCAUAACCCAACCGAAUGUUAUUAUUGGAGCAAUCCGACAGAGGAGAGUAAAUGCAACAAAGUUAAAUACGAUUUUUCCAGUCCAUAUCCGUUUCUAAUUGUCAAUAUUGGUUCUGGCGUUAGUGUCUUGGCAGUAUAUUCUGCUACAAACUAUAAAAGGGUAUCAGGUACGAGUAUAGGGGGCGGUACUUUCUUAGGCCUUUGUUGCCUAUUGACUGGAUGCAAUAGCUUUGAAGAAGCUAUAGAAUUGGCAGCCGAGGGUGACAAUACUAAUGUUGAUAAAUUAGUGAAAGAUAUCUAUGGCGGUGAUUAUGCAAGAUUUGGACUUCCAGGAGAUCUAGUAGCUAGCAGUUUCUCGGCCCUAUGUAGCUUUGGCCAGAUGAACUCAAAGGACAGGCGCAACAAAGCGACCAGGCAGGACCUUGCCAGAGCCACUUUGGUCACUAUCACCAAUAACAUCGGGUCGAUUGCGAGAAUGUGUGCCAUUCAAGAGAAAAUCAAAAGGGUUGUUUUUGUUGGCAAUUUCUUGAGGGUGAACCCUAUAGCAAUGAAAUUGCUGGCAUAUGCUAUGGAUUAUUGGUCGAACGGCACAAUGAAGGCACUUUUCUUGGAGCACGAGGGCUAUUUCGGGGCCGUAGGAUGUCUUUUAAAAUAUCAUGAGGCUGUUGAAAGUUGAAAAUUUACCAAAGUGUUCGAUAUUGCCAGUUAUUCGUCUCGGCAUUCCGCAAAAACGUUUCAGGGAGGUUCCAGCUAAAAUGGUAUUUUUCUGUGUAGUGGUAUUUACUGUUAUUAUUUAUUGAGGAAACUGUUUGUAUAUUAUUGUAACGUACGUAUUUAUACAUUUUUAUACAUUUAUUAGGGGGACAACCUAUUUUGAGAAUUAUGAAUGUCAAAUUCGAAAAGGUGUUGGAUUAUUUUCGUUUCAAUGGGUGAAAAAACAACGCACAUUUGAAAACAGUUCAACAGGGUUAUUUACAAGACGAACAAUGUAGGGAAAACUUUUAUAUCAAAUUAGCAUCUAAUGUUUUUAUAAUAUGUGGUCUAGGCUUGGUUAGUUUGAGUCAAACAUUCCUACUUUUUUUAACAAUAUAACUGAGCCUACUACUAGCAGAGCCAGGUUAUGAAGUUAAUCAUGGUUCCUGUAUUGUUAAUUUGUCCUUGUCCCAACACUGUUUUGGUCAUGCCCUCAAUCAGUACCCAUGAACAUAAUAAAUUGCAGCUGUAUUUGCAGGUUGAAAGUCUUAUUGAUGACAUUUGUUAAAUACUACCAAAGCUCCGAUUACUGUCAGCUCAAAGUGGCAAAAUCAAUUGCAACGGGCAUAGUUGAUAAAUAAAGGAAACCAUAAUUUAUUGGAGAAAACCAUAUAAAAACCAUUGUUGAUGGAAAAUAUGAUUUGCUCGAACCACAAUAAUUAUUUUUUAAUCGUAUUCUGGUUCUUGAUGUAUAGUGUGAGACAGUCACCAACUGUUCUCAACCACUUUUUGGAAAACGCUAAUAGACGAUUUUAAGGUUUAUCGAUUGAUGUCACCCUAUAUAUGGAAAGCAACUCUUGUUCUGUAGCCCACAUUUGAGGAUCUUAUUUGAAAAAAUAUAUAGGGUCAAGAACAGUUGGUGACUCACCCUGUACCUGAUAUCCUACACACAGCAUCACCGGU
Molecule: messenger RNA, 2520 nt
Organism: Phaedon cochleariae (mustard beetle)
Lineage: Eukaryota; Metazoa; Arthropoda; Insecta; Coleoptera; Chrysomelidae
Source: the annotation of a GenBank genome assembly